Messenger RNA from Ilex paraguariensis (yerba mate), 1394 nucleotides. Lineage: Eukaryota; Viridiplantae; Streptophyta; Magnoliopsida; Aquifoliales; Aquifoliaceae. The record is from the annotation of a GenBank genome assembly.
CCAACCUAAACACUUGUACACCACCCCAAAAAAUGAAACUUCAAAUAAUCUCAAGAGAAACAAUUAGGCCUUCCUCUCCAACCCCUCCUCACCUCCGAUGUUACAAGCUCUCACUGUUAGAUCAGCUAGCCCCUCCUUUAUAUAUGCCCAUGGUUCUUUUCUUCCACCCCAAUGGGGGCUCUGACAGUGACAACACUUCCAAUCCUGCUCACAAAUCUAGCCAACUCAAGAAGUCCUUGUCUGAAAUGCUGACUCAAUACUACCCAUUCGCUGGAAGGCUAACAAACACAACCUUCAUCAAUUGUAAUGACGAGGGAGUCGACUUUUUGGAUGUUCGGAUGGAAUGCCAAUUAUCCGAAAUUCUAAAAGAAUCUGAGUGUACUGGAACCCUAAAUCUACUCUUCCCGAGUGGUUUCCUGUGGAAGAAAGAUUCGUGCAAUGAUAGUCUACUGACCAUACAGGUAAGUUUCUUUGAUUGUGGUGGGAUGGCCAUCAGUUUGUGCACAUCGCACAAGAUUGCCGAUGGAAGUUCCAUAACCACCUUUCUCGGUGACUGGGCUGCCAUGACGAUGACGAUGACGACGCACCAAUCAAAUGUUUCACCUUAUUUCAUUGGAAAUUCUAUUCUUCCAGUACUAAAUGUACCCCCUUUUAUUGUACCUGAAAUUAAGCUUGAUCAGCAAAGUAAGUGUGUCACAAGGAGGUAUGUGUUUGUUGACUUAAAGAUUAAAAACCUCCAGGCUAUGGUAUUGGCUGGCGAUUCAAAAGGAGUAGUGCAAAAUCCGUCUCGAGUUGAAGUGGUGUCUGCGCUACUUUAUAAGUGUGCCAUGGCUGCAACUAGGUUAAAGUGGGCAUAUUCAAGGCAACCAGUUUGGAUCCAUUUGGUGAACAUGCGCCCGAGAAUGGUCCCUCCAUUGCCUACAAAUUUUGUAGGAAAUUUUUCUUGGUAUUUUACAAUAUCAUGCCAGAAGGAGAGUGGUCAUAUCAAGUUACAUGAACUUGUGUGUCAACUAAGAAACGAGAUAACACAACUCACCAAUCUGAAAUUGAAUGAUUGGUUGAUAGACAUACUUGAAUCUACAAACGAUGUAAAAACCCUAUUUGAUGAUCUCGAAGUUUUCAGGUGUAGUAGCUUUUGCAGGUUCCCAUUAUACCAGGUGGAUUUUGGAUGGGGAAAGCCUAUAUGGGUCUGCAUGCCUGCUGGUGUUGUGAAGAAUACAUUUGUCUUAUUCGAUACUCCGGCAGGAGAUGGAAUAGAAGCAAUGGUUACUUUGGAAGAACAAGACUUGGCCAUAUUUGAACGUGAUGAAGAGUUCCUCGCGUUUGCUUCGUUGAAUCCAAUUGUUUCUGCUUAGAGAUCUUUAAAAAAGAGAAUUAGAAACGAGGAAGAAAUA